Molecule: messenger RNA, 2968 nt
Organism: Lagopus muta (rock ptarmigan)
Lineage: Eukaryota; Metazoa; Chordata; Aves; Galliformes; Phasianidae
Gene: SACM1L
Product: SAC1 like phosphatidylinositide phosphatase
Exons: 20
Coding region: 111-1895 (594 amino acids)
Biological process (GO): phosphatidylinositol dephosphorylation
Cellular component (GO): endoplasmic reticulum
Molecular function (GO): phosphatidylinositol-4-phosphate phosphatase activity
Source: RefSeq, a predicted model, not a curated record
CCGCGCGAGGCUCCGUCGCCGCAGGCCGGCGGGACGCGUCAGCCCGGCAGGCAGGCGGGGAGCGGCCGGCUGGCAGCGGAGCGGGACCGGCGGCGGCCGGAGGGCUACAGAUGGCGGCGGCGGCGGGACCGGCGGCGGCGGCGUCCUACGCCAACCUGAAGCUGCAUAUAACACCAGAGAAGUUCUAUGUGGAAGCCUGUGAUGAUGGAGCAGAUGAUGUGCUGGCUAUUGACAGAGUCUCCACAGAAGUCACUCUUACAGUUAAAAAAGAUGUUCCCCCUUCAGCUGUGACAAGACCUAUAUAUGGUAUUUUGGGAACAAUACGGUUGGUGGCAGGGACAUAUCUUAUUGUAAUAACAAAAAAGAAGAAAGUAGGUGAGAUUUUCAGUCAUGCAAUCUGGAAAGCGACAGACUUUGACAUCCUCUCCUACAAAAAGACCAUGCUGCACUUAACUGAUAUUCAGUUACAGGACAAUAAGGUAUUUCUAUCAAUGAUUAGUCAUGUUUUGAGUGUGGAUGGGUUUUACUUCUCAACAACUUAUGACCUAACACACACCCUGCAACGAUUAGCCAACACCAGCCCAGAGUUCCAGGAGAUGAGCCUAUUGGAGAGGGCAGAUCCACGGUUUGUAUGGAAUGGGCAUCUUCUUAGAGAAUUUGCUGCUCAACCAGAGAUCCAUAGAUUUGCUACACCAGUGAUGCAUGGAUUUAUUUCUAUGCACUCUUGUUCUAUCAAUGGCAAGUGUUUUGACUGGCUGCUUGUUUCCAGAAGAAGCUGUUUCAGAGCUGGUGUACGCUAUUAUGUAAGAGGUAUCGAUUCAGAGGGGCACGCAGCUAACUUUGUUGAAACUGAGCAAAUUGUGCAUUACAAGGGGAGCAAAGCAUCAUUUGUUCAGACCCGCGGAUCAAUUCCUUUUUUCUGGUCUCAGAGACCAAACCUCAAGUAUAAACCAAAGCCGCAGAUCAGCAAGUCAGUAAAUCAUAUGGAUGGCUUCCAAAGACAUUUUGACUCGCAAAUAAUCAGCUAUGGAAAGCAGAUGAUUGUUAACUUGGUUAACCAAAAGGGUUCUGAGCUGCCUCUGGAGCAGACAUUUGCAAAAAUGGUGAACAGCAUGGCAAAUGGAAUGGUCAGAUACAUAGCAUUUGACUUCCAUAAGGAGUGCAGUCGGAUGAGAUGGGAUCGGCUGCAGAUUUUACUGGAUCAACUAGCAGAACAGCAAGACGAGUUUAGUUAUUUUCUAGUUGAUUCGGAUGGUAAAAUCGUGACUCAGCAGGAAGGAAUAUUCCGCAGUAACUGCAUGGACUGCCUGGAUAGGACAAAUGUGAUUCAGAGCUUGUUAGCACGCCGAUCUCUACAAGCCCAGCUUCAGAGGCUAGGUGUCUUGCAUGUUGGACAGAGAAUUGAGGAGCAAGCAGACUUUGAGAAAAUCUACAAAAAUGCGUGGGCUGAUAAUGCUAAUGCUUGUGCCAAACAGUAUGCUGGGACUGGUGCCUUAAAGACAGAUUACACAAGAACUGGGAAGAGGACUCAGUGGGGCUUAAUAAUGGAUGGCUGGAACUCAUUAAUACGUUACUACAAAAAUAACUUUUCUGAUGGAUUUAGACAAGAUGCUAUUGAUCUCUUUCUGGGAAAUUAUUCAGUGGAUGAAGUAGAAUCUGCUAGUCCUCUACAUGUCAAGAAAGACUGGAAGUUCUUAGCUUUGCCUAUUAUUAUGGUGGUUGCUUUCUCCAUGUGCAUCAUUUGUUUGCUAAUGGCUGGUGAUACAUGGACUGAGACACUGGCCUAUGUACUUUUCUGGGGAACUGCAAGCUUUGGAACUUUUGCCAUCAUCCUUUACAAUGGCAAGGAUUUUGUAGAUGCACCCAAGCUGGUCCAGAAAGAGAAGAUGGACUGAAUUUGUGUGUGUGGAAAGCGGCUUGGUACUGAGGAUUCCUCAAGCCACACUUGGAGUCUCUACUGACCUGCUUUCCACACUAAAUAGUGGUCUUAUGGACAUUCUUCAUUGGCAGCGCUGGAGGGGGAGAGAAACAGUCUCAGUUGCAAUGGUCUUUGGAAUAUUGCAUUAGUGAAGGGCCUGCACCCACUUUACUGAGAAUUCAAUGGUUAAGGGCAGCUUUUCGGUUUCUGGAAUGCUGUAGAGUGCAAAGUGAAUGGCUUAAACUCAUUGUACGUGUGUGCAGUUCUGACUGAACUUCGGUUGGCAGGAGAGAGCUCUGCUGUUCAUGUGUCAAAAUACCCGGAUGUUAAAGCGGUAAUAAGAGCUUCUAAUUGUGUUCUCUGACCAAAUAAGGCUUCAUAACAACAGAAAGUCUUGUUCCAAGGCUCGUAGCUGGAUUGCUUUUGCUGUGGUAAGGUCCAAGUCCUUCAUGCAUAUUUGUGUGGGGUUUUUUUUCACUAAAUAUUCAGGAUUUUUUGAAUCCUAGUGCUCCUCCAGAAUGACCUUUUUGUCCUGUGUUGUCUAUGACUGAUGCAAUAUUCUGCUAAUCAUUGUUUGAGUGAGAGUUGUAAUUGGAUGCUCCUGAAGUUGCAAACGUCUUGCACUGUUUCAGUACUGCAGUCUCCAGAUGAUGAUUCAUUAGUUAGCUCAUGAAAAUACCUUUUUCUUUUUUUCUGAGGAUGUAAAUGAAAUCAAAGAAUGUAAAACUCCUUGCGGGGUUUAUCGAACCCUCCUUAUGCUAAAGGCCCAAAGUACUCCAUCACUUCAAGAAUGGUUGCAAUGCAAAAGGUGAACUUGGUAUUGUUUUCCUAAUCAGCUGCCUCUGUUCUUUUUGUUCUUGUUGUUGGAAUAAUUUACAAAAAAAGGAGUAUGAAUCGGAGGAGGAAAUAUCACCCUAAUGCCAUGUUGCACUUGGGAGCAGCUUCUUGCUUUUCAUGCAUGAUGAUGUAACACACUUUAAAGGAAAAAAGUUUUUUAAAGCUACAAAAUAACAUGUGCUGGUUAACAAUAAAUGUGUGUCUUUAAAUUUA